Molecule: messenger RNA, 3035 nt
Organism: Aspergillus heteromorphus CBS 117.55
Lineage: Eukaryota; Fungi; Ascomycota; Eurotiomycetes; Eurotiales; Aspergillaceae
Product: putative homeobox and C2H2 transcription factor
Exons: 1
Coding region: 165-2708 (847 amino acids)
Biological process (GO): regulation of DNA-templated transcription
Molecular function (GO): DNA binding
Source: RefSeq, a predicted model, not a curated record
UUGAUCCUCCGUCUUAUUUGAUUGUCCAUCACCCGGCUUCCCUUUGCUUCAGCCUGAGGGGAAACCACCAUACCACACCGUCCUACUCCUGUAACCCUAUAAGUCAAGAUCGCGCUUUUCAUUAAACGUUAGAUUGAAUUCCCGACCCAGUACCCCACACUGGGAUGGAGUACUUCGAUUUCGAUGAGGCCUCCUGCGGCUCCCAUGUGCGCGAGGAUGACGUUGCGUCGGACAACAUCGAGCUCGACGAGGAGAAUGAGGCGGUUGCAAACUACAACUCGCUCCUCCAAGAGCAACCCCUAGAGUUUUCCAAUGACCUGCCGGAGCAGGAUAUUGACGGGCAGCAGCUGGAGGACGCGCCUGAUCCGGCGCUGCACAAGGGUGUCUACCCCAUGGGCCGCUCCAAACUACCGUGCGACUUUUGCAGACAUAUGAACCUGGACUGCUUCGUCGCAAAGAGUGGGGUCAUGAACCAGGGCAGUUGUACAUGUUGUAUUUCGCUCUACCGAGAGUGCAGCUUCACGGUCGCCCCGGCGCCCGGAAAGUUCCUGGACACAUUGCAUCCAAUCUCCGAGAACGCCUACAUCCCUACCGGCGAUCUGACGGGGAAGAAGGCGCUGAAGUCCCUUUCCUACAUCACCGAUGUUGACGGCCGUUCGAGGAAGAGCAAUUCCCGAUUGUCGCGGGAGGCAACCCGUACCCUCAAGAAAUGGCUCCAAGAGCACGGGGAGCACCCGUACCCAACCGAGCAGGAAAAGGAUGAAUUACAGCAACGCACGGGGUUAAAUCGAACGCAGGUCUCGAACUGGCUGGCGAAUGCUCGGCGCCGCGGGAAAGCUCGUCCCGCUCCGCAGGGCAGCACUUCCGCGACUGCAAUCAACAUUCCCGGGCAAAAGCGUCUGGACGUGGCUUACAUGACGCCCAUUGAGCGUUGGAAGCACUCACCCCCCGAAAACGAACCGGCUGCCACGUCCGAUAUUCUGCGCGCUUUGGUUAGUACAGACCUAAAUCAUGACCGACAGCGCUCGUCCCAGUCAGGUCACGUGCGGUCCCAUUCUCGGAAGACUGGGUCUAGCAAUGACUCAAGCCAUGCCAACUCCAUUUUGCUUCGAGCUCCCUCCGUGAGUAGUCAUGAGACAAGUCAGUCGGUCAGUCGCUCUUCACUGUCCGAGUUCUCCUUUGCUUCUGCCUUCUCCCACCGAUCCUCUCUAGGGUCCUUCGGUUCCAUGGAGCGGAAGGAACGACGCCGUCGUCGCAAGCCCUCACUCCCCGUCAACACCUUCAAUCAACAGAAGGCACGAAGCGCUCGGAUAUACCAAUGCACAUUUUGCACCGACUCCUUCCAGACCAAGUAUGACUGGCAGCGCCAUGAGAAGUCACUGCACCUGGCUCUGGAGAAGUGGACCUGCUCGCCGUUCGGGGGCGUGGCCGUCAUGGACGGUGCCAAGCGCUGUGUGUUCUGCAGAGCCAUUGAUCCAGACAACGACCACCUUGAGUCUCACAAUUACAGUACCUGUCAAGAGAAAACCCCCGCCGAACGAUCCUUCUACCGGAAAGAUCAUCUCAACCAGCACCUAAGGUUGAUGCACAAUGUGAAGUUCGACCAAUCAAUGAACACAUGGAAGAGUACCAUGACGGAGCUGAAGUCCCGAUGUGGUUUCUGUGGGUUGGAUCUCACCACCUGGAAAGAUCGAGUCGACCAUCUGGCCCACCACUUCAAGAAUGGCAGUAGCAUUGGUCAAUGGCAAGGGGACUGGGGCUUUGAACCAUUUGUCCAGAACCUGGUGGAGAAUGCAAUGCCUCCAUAUCUCAUUAGCACCGAACAGAAGACGCUAAACCCUUUCAGGCCCAACGUUGCCGGAGAGGUGACAGGCCUGAUAAGGCCGGAAGACGCCAAUUGCUAUGGUCGUCUGCAGAGCGAACUCUCCGCCUUUGUGCUUGAUCAUAUGGCUGCCGGUGUCAUGCCCACCGACCGGAUGAUCCAAGAUGAAGGCCGCCGGAUCGUUUACGACAAUGACGACCCCUGGAAUCAGACCUGCGCCGAUAACCCCGUCUGGCUCAGCCUUCUGAAACGAGAUACCGGACUCGAAUUGGUCCCCGGCUCAGAGAAUCUCCAGUUCUCCGACCUGGGCAUGCAGCCACCAUUUGCUGCCGCUGAUGGGUUGAAGCAGCCACCCACCGAAACCAAUCCGCACGCGCGAUCUAUUUGCUCCCAACAGCGGACGUUCAGCCCCGCACAUCCCGGCUCUGGCUUCCAAAGUCCCGUCUUUCCCGGGUACGGUCGGGCAUCUGCCGCUGCAAGUGCGCCCGGGAGCUCCAGUGGUAGCUAUGCCGAAAGCUCUGGCUUUAUCCCGGCUCGACCAUACUCUGGGCUGUCUGCCGACUGGGGAAGCAGUCUGUCUGCUGGUGUCGCAUCCCUCUCGACGCCUCACAGCGGAUCCGUCGAUCAGUUCGUGCAGAUGGGAUUCGAUCCCGAAUUCCUGCAACAGCUGAAUGAGCGGUAUGAUGAGUUGCCUCUGGGGGACCUGCAGGGUCUGAGCUUUGACGAGAGCAGGCGCGCGGGCGGAGUUGAGUUCGGAAACGGCAGGAGACAUCCAGCAGAAUCAGCUGGUAAGCCGUUGCCCGUGUCCAGCAUGGGAUCGGCGCCGAUUGCCAUCCCCAGUCCGAAGAGUGCCGAUGCGCUGAUGCCCGACGCGGUUCCCGAAUAGAACCGUCCGGGUAGGAUUGGGGUAUGGCGUGGAUAAUGGGAUUGAUGAGAUUGGUUAUGUGGCAUACGUGCAGCGAAUGUAGAUAGUUGUUGUUUGGUUGAGGUCUGGAGUUAAAAGUUGUCUGUCGUUUCCCUCACGGUUCUUCUUGCAAGAACUACUCUCAUUUCCUUUCGAGCGGUUGGGAUCCUUCUUCGACUGAAGGGGAUCCGAAGGCGAUCAUUUGCCGGAGAUAGCGACGUUUAAUAUAGGGAGCUAGACAUACCCCUCUCCAAUAACCGUGAGUCCGAUUAUCAGAACACUCAGCCGUAGUCUUUUCACAGGGCGUAG